Molecule: messenger RNA, 2129 nt
Organism: Drosophila bipectinata
Lineage: Eukaryota; Metazoa; Arthropoda; Insecta; Diptera; Drosophilidae
Product: zinc finger protein 431-like
Biological process (GO): regulation of transcription by RNA polymerase II
Molecular function (GO): RNA polymerase II cis-regulatory region sequence-specific DNA binding; DNA-binding transcription factor activity
Source: RefSeq, a predicted model, not a curated record
AUGGCGCAUCCUGCUGUCUUGAGCCGCCACGUACCUAUAAAGAGUGAGGCGACCGAAGAGGAGUACGUUCUUCAGGAAGCGUUUAUACAAAUUUCGGGCAAAAACGAUGUGCUGCUCAAUAAACUCAGGAGCAGUGAAGAGGAAGGCCCAGGAUUCGGAAACAAAAACACAUUCCUGGUGAAAAACGAGCCCAUUGAUGAAGAACUUCUGGCGUAUGGCAGCUUGGAACAGCCCCCCAGUCCAAGUGAGAGCAUCCACUUUGAAACCAUUAUUAAGGAAGAGGUCCCAGAGCUUCCCACGGACGUCAACGAAAACUGCGACGAUGAGGAAAGUUUGCUCGAAAGAGUAAGUGAUAGAGAUAGUAGCUGCCACGAUGACGAUGACGAUGAGGAGGACGAUGAGGAGGACGAAUACGUGGAGUCUCAAGAUAGUUCUGAGUACUCCGAAAACGAAGGCUCGGGUUCAUUCAAGUGCUCCCGUUGUCCCAAGAGCUUUAGAUUUGCCAAAAACCUCAAGAAACACCUAAACGCUCACCCGUCUGACACGGGAAAGCGAACCUACAAGUGUAAACACUGCCAAAAGGUCUAUACGCAAAGAGCACGCUACAAAAAUCACCUUUCUACCGACCAUAAUGAUGAGGAUUCGGAACUAGAAUGUAACUCCGAUGACGAAAAGAUUUACAAAUGCGCUCGUUGCCCCAAGACGUUCAAAUAUUUGUCAAAUCUGCGAAAACACGCCCGGAUGCACACUGCCGGGCUUCCCUACAAGUGCAAACGCUGUCAUAUGACCUUCUCCCAAAAAGCCCGUUACGAGACACAUAAGCGUGUUCCCCACAAAGCGGAUGGAACGCCUAUGGAUCGCCCAUUCAAGUGCCCAAAGUGUGAAAAAAGGUUUAAAAAGGAAAUCCAAAUGGUUCGUCACGCUCGGAGCCAUAAAUCUAGGAAAAUGGCCAGGGGUAAGACAUCCUUAAAGGAGGAUGUGAGUACAGAUUCGGAGGUAUCGGAAGAAGAUGCCGAAUGUUUUUCAAAAGAACUCCAGGACGACGGCACAUAUAGGUACAAGUGCCGAUUUUGCAACAAAAGUAUUAAACACAAGUGGAAUUUUAAGAGGCACCUUCUUCGCCACGCGGAAAGUCGUUCUUAUAAGUGCGACCGAUGCGACGCAGCCUUUUUCAACGAAAAACGCUACAAUAAGCACUUAUUGCUGAUCAAACCUGAUGGAAAGUGCCCGUCUGCUUCCUUUCAGUGCACUCAGUGCCUGGCGACUUUUGAAUCGCAUCAAUUUCUGACUCGCCACGUCCGGAGACAUGACCCAAACUGGUGGCACGAAUGUCUCAUAUGCCAGAAAACGUUUCAGAGCGCCAGUGGCCUCAGGAAACAUCACAAAGUUCAUAUUUUUCCUAGAGAGCCCCCGAAACAACAGGCGCUUUCACACCACUGCAGCGUUUGUUCGAAAUCCUUCGCGGCAGCUGGGCACCUGUUAAUACACAUGCGGGUGCAUACGGGCGAAAGGCCAUUCCAAUGUACUGAAUGUGCAAAAAGUUACAAACAGAAGGGGCAACUCGCUGCGCAUAUGCCCACCCAUACCGGAGAGCGGAAGUACAAUUGUGUACAGUGUACCAUGUCGUUCACAUACAAAUCUUCACUCAAGCGGCAUGUAAUGAGCGUACAUAGUAAUGGGAUGCCGUUUGAAUGUCCGGAUUGCGAUGAAACCUUUGAUUCAAUGUAUAGGAUGCGGGAGCACAAGAAAACCCACUCCACUGAGCGUUACAAGUGCUCCGAAUGCCCAAUGACCUUCGUGUCGGAACACGGCCAGAAAACACAUAGGCUGAUUCACCUAAAACCACCUGUUCCAGCUAAACGAUUCCAAUGCCCUCACUGCCCCAAGACCUUUGCCAGAAAUCAAGGGUUGAAGAUGCACAGGAUAGUCCACGAGAUGCCCAGCUCUGCCAAAAAAAAACCCGAAAUAGAAUACGCAACCGAAUCCUGAGAGCUAAGUUUAAAAACAUUAUUUAUUUUUACUUUAAGAAUAAUGUUUACUAAUGUAUCCCCUAUUUUGUACAGCAAGCUUUAUCCAAUAAUAUCAGGGCCAAUUGAAGCUGGAAUAGGCCCGUAUUAUUUCGCUGAAAA